Messenger RNA from Aspergillus vadensis CBS 113365, 961 nucleotides. RefSeq lists its product as uncharacterized. The transcript has 5 exons. The record is from RefSeq and is a predicted model, not a curated record. Lineage: Eukaryota; Fungi; Ascomycota; Eurotiomycetes; Eurotiales; Aspergillaceae. The coding region runs from base 99 to 623 and encodes 174 amino acids.
AUUCCAUACUACUCACUGUUCAUACAUACUACUUACUCCUUCACUUGCUGGGCUCCUACUAAGAGAUUCACUGCUUCCUGUCACCAUAUUCCGCAGCCAUGUCUGAACCACUCCAAAAGAUUGACUCGGCCAUCGAGAUAUCCCCCAAGGAUGAGAAGGCCCCCGACAAGGAUGCCAAGAAGUCCCACAGACGUACCUCUUCCCAUGCUGAGGGUGUCUACAACAUCAAGGAACUUGAGGAGAAGAAGAUCGAGAUUACCCUUCCAAUUGAAACCCAGAAGACUGGAUGGAAAUUGAACACCUCACCAUCGACUAUUGAGGACAAGGAUAUCCUUAAACUUCAGCUGGUCAACCCCCCGGUCAAGAAGAUCGACUUGCACUUCCCACUAGGGCUCGAAGUCACCGCUCGCAAUAUGAAGGGCGUCACGAUAAAGGAUGCGCUGGACGCGAUCUACAAGCAAUUCAAGAAGAAGGCCGACGAUGAGUUGGACAAGCCUUACCUCGCUGGUUUCGAGUGGGACAAGGACGAGUGCUGGACACGCCUCAUUGUUCACCAGACCAAGCAGGGCCCCCCUCAACAGCCCAGCAAGAAGUCCAAGAAGAAGAAGGCUGAAGAGGCAUAGACUGCAAUCUGCUUCGGACAGGCCGUGUCCAUCCUACAAUGUCUUCUCUCUUACUCUCUCUUUCAAUGGCUACUUCCACCAUACUUUGUGAUACUGUCCUCUUCGUGCCCUUGGCCUCUCUGGAACAGUAUCCGGGAGAGUCGAGGCAGGAGCUAGGCGAGGAGAUGAUAAUCCCUGUAAUCUGCCUUUGUUGUCUUUUCACUCCAACUCUCUGCUUUCGUUUCCCGUCCGAGGAUGGGCCUUGGCCGAGUUGACUUAGUGAGCACCGGACGAUCUUGUAUCUUCGAGCUCCAUUCCUUCAUUCAGAUUCAAUGUGGAGACACAGGAAUACUUAGUUG